AUUUCUAUUUAUUAUCUGCGAAAUGCACUGAUUUCCGUAGAUUUCCGUGUUUCUUGAAAUCAUAAAAUUGUUUCAUUUUAUUUAGUUUUUUAAAAGUGAUAUUCAUAUUUCCUCCGAAGAAAUGCGAUGUUAAUUGGUUCAAAUAUGUUUUAGAAUUCGAAAGUAAAACAUCAAUUAUUUACUAAAAAAGUAUAGGAAAGAGGAUGGAGAAUAAUUUAAGUCGGAGUGGUAGUCGCUCGAGCUCAGUAUGUGAACUCGAAAAGGACCUCAGUGAUAUGGAAAUUAUGAAAACUAGGACGAACCGAAGGAAUGUAAUUCUUCGAACACCACUAGCACGAAAAGCGAAAAGAAUAAGAUUUUUUCGAAAUGGUGACAAAUUUUAUUCCGGAGUUAUAAUUCCAGUCUUGCCAGAAAGAUACAGAUCAUUUGAUAGUUUAACUGCAGAUUUGACUAGAGUUUUAGUUGACAAUGUGACACUGCCUAGUGGAGUCCGAACAAUAUAUUCACUUGAAGGUAGAAAAAUAGGAAAACUAGAUGAUUUAGAAGAUGGGCAAUCAUAUGUUUGUAGUGGGUUUGGUGAACCAUUCAAGCGAUUGGACUAUGAAGCUAGUGCUGUGACUCCACAAUCUUUUAGAUUAAGUGGACCAGAGUCUCUGAGUGAUAGUGCAAGUCCAUCUCCAGCCAGGGCAAAUAACAGACUGUCCCGAUAUUUACAGACAAAUGGUAGCAGUACAACUGGCAAUGGAUCACCUAGAGUAAGCCCAGCAGGUGAUAAUGUAGUCCGGCCACGCAUAGUUACAAUUAUUAGGAAUGGGGUCAAACCCCGCAAGGUAUGCAGAUUGCUAUUGAAUAAACGCAAUAGUCCAACUCUGGAACAUGCCUUAGCUGCAAUCACUGAGUGCAUUAAACUUGACACGGGCUGUGUACGCAAAGUGUUUACACAGUCUGGCUCCCCUGUCACUGCGUUAAAUCAGUUCUUUGAAGAAGAAGAUGUGUUCUUUGCUUAUGGAAAUGAGAGGGUUAACCAAGAAGAUUUUGAAUUGGAGUUUGAGGAAAGCAAAGCUGUCCUACAGUGUAGAAAAACACCCAUCACAAGAAAUUCAAGAUCGGGACCUAAACCUCGAAUGCCAGUUAAAGCUGGUGGGGCAGCUCGUAAAGAGAACGAAGCGAGCGGGGCGGCUGGUGACAACGAACAGUCGCCGCUGGCUAAUCUCUUACCACAGCCGCUGCGUCUCAAGUACAAUGUGGGCAAAAUUAUAGGUGACGGCAACUUCGCAGUUGUGAGAAUAUGUACAGACAAAACCUCAGGCAAAGACUAUGCUCUGAAAGUAAUUGAUAAAGCCAAGUGUAAAGGAAAAGAACACUAUGUUGAAGCUGAGGUAAGAGUAAUGAGAAAGCUCUGUCAUCCACGCAUUGUUUCACUCAUUGAAGAGCAGGACAGUCCUGAAUGGCUUUUCCUUGUAAUGGAAUUAGUCAGCGGAGGAGACUUAUUCGAUAGUAUCGCGGCCGCUUCUAAAUUUUCCGAACCGCAAGCGCGUUUGCUAAUUGGUCACUUAACAUCUGCUAUCGCAUAUCUACACUCGCUUUCCAUUGUGCAUCGAGACAUCAAACCCGAAAACCUUCUGGUGGAAGUAGGAUCAGAUGGCAGCAUACGCGGGCUAAAGCUGGCUGACUUUGGCUUGGCAGUCGAAGUGUGGAGACCUCUACAUGCGGUCUGCGGCACUCCUACUUAUGUCGCACCUGAGAUCUUACUUGAGACUGGAUAUGGUCUUAAAAUCGACGUAUGGGCGGCGGGCGUGAUCCUGUACAUCCUACUGUGCGGGUUCCCGCCCUUCUCGUCCCCGGACGGCGACCAGGAGAAGCUGUUCGACGCGAUCCUGUCGGCGCGGCUCGAGUUCCCGGCGCCGCACUGGGAGCGCGUGUCGGCGGGCGCUAUAGACCUCGUCGCGAACAUGCUGCGUCCCCAGCCCGAGCUGCGCUUUGCCGCUGAGGACGUGCUCGACCAUGCGUGGAUGUCGGAUGACUAUGAUGAAAUGUGUGACUUCCGCUCUUGGUACGACGAGGAUUCCUCAUAGCUACAGGACGUCCACGCUAAUGUGAAUGCGGCUAUGUGACGGCUUAAAUCAAAUACACGCGAUUUUUGCUAAGGUUUAGUGCCGCGCUCUUAUUUCUGCAUGCCUUGUCAUAUAUUAUAAACACCAAUAAUACCAAAGUUAUUCCGUAAUAUACUGAAAAAUGGACAACGAUGCUGCUUGCAUGUGUUCAAUUUUUAAUAAAAGCGUUUCGAUCAAUUUUUAAUGCGGCAGCGUCGUCAUGGUCAAUUCGAUUUUUAUAUUCAGUGUUUCUCCAAUUGAUACAAUUGUUAAGUGAUCAUCAAAUGAACUUCUUUUUUUAUUUAUUUUCUUAAUGUAAUAUCUUUCCAUAGUUAGUAUUUAUGUGGCUGUAAAACCAGUUUCUUUAGUAUUAUUUAGCUUUAUAUUUAUGAAUCAGAUGAUAGCUACUGCAUUUAAGUGAUCUUUUAUUGAAUAUUCAUAUUAGAUUUGUUUCUAUGUUUGUUUUUGAAAUUUA
Messenger RNA from Colias croceus (clouded yellow), 2568 nucleotides. Its product is annotated as serine/threonine-protein kinase GA29083. Lineage: Eukaryota; Metazoa; Arthropoda; Insecta; Lepidoptera; Pieridae. The coding region runs from base 204 to 2075 and encodes 623 amino acids. The record is from RefSeq and is a predicted model, not a curated record. Gene Ontology annotation, molecular function: protein kinase activity; ATP binding. The transcript has 14 exons. Gene Ontology annotation, biological process: protein phosphorylation; intracellular signal transduction.